Messenger RNA from Symbiodinium necroappetens, 1759 nucleotides. Lineage: Eukaryota; Dinophyceae; Suessiales; Symbiodiniaceae. The record is from the annotation of a GenBank genome assembly.
GCCUGUUUGGGAUACGCUUCACAAAGAAGAGCCUGACGAGCUUGCAAACUUGCUUAUCAGGCCGAACUUGUGCCUCCACGGUGGGCACCUCGUUGCCGAGGAGCCGCAGAUCUUGAAAGACACCACCUGGCACGGAGUGCGGGAGCUUUCUGGCUUGCUGGCCAUCAGUCAAGCAGCCCACUCGCAGCUCAAGGACUUCCUCGCCCCAGGCACAACCUGGGCGAAGAAUGCUUUUGGAGAGGUCGGGUCACGGCACCCAUGUCGGGCAUGGCAGUCUGGCCCAGAGUCGCUCAUUCCUAAUGCCCUUCAUUUUGACCCAGGCAUCAAGAAGCGUGAAGAACUUGUCGAGGAGGUUCUGCUGUCACAAAGAGCUUACGAGCUCCAGGACACAGCUGCACACGACCUAGUGGCUUCACGUUUGCACCUCCAUUUCGAUACGCUGGCAGAUCUUUGCCACGGUCUGGCUUGCGCAGAGCGUUCGCUGGACAUAGUUUGGCUUCGAAACAGGUUUCGUGAGCCAGAUUGCUUCGGGUACCCAUGUGUGCAGCUGGGAGUUCGACAACGUGUCCAAGAUCCGCGUCAUAUGUCCAGGGAGUGUAUGUGGGAUCACAUCAGCAAGAUCAGCUUCCAUCACAAUUCUCUUUUCGAGGCCAAGGCAGGAGAGGAGGCCUUGGAACUACGCGAGGAGCUUCAUGCAGCGCUAGCUGCCUGCGGGAUUCGCAGCCAUCUGAGCACGGCCAAGGCAGCCGUUGCACAUGUUCUCGAUUGCACCGAACGGCGCAUGCGAGGGAGCUGCGACGCGGAGCUUGAGCGGGUGAUGGCCUUUUUGGAGCGGUACUCAAAGCAGUUGGGCGAAGAGGAGAAGGGACCUGCAAAGGCACUAUUAGAUGAGGUUUUGGCCUCCAGCAUGGAGACCGUUGAAAGCCUGGUUCCCCCUCGCUCCACCGGGGACAGCGACCAUGAGGAUUGGGAGAAGGUGAGUGAUGAUGUGGCGGUUGCUCGUGCCACCCUGGUACACAACUUGUCGGCCCAUGAGGAUGAAGAGGCUAAUGCUGCUUUGGCCUCCUUUACUGCUCUUGAUGUUGAUGACACAUCCCUGGACGAGCGGCUUCGGGAGAUGAAUGCAGCCAUGGCUCGCCUCUUGACCAAGGGGGACGAGAAGGUGGUGAUCCAGGACACCACAGCAGCGGCCAUGGACACAGACCCGGUGGACACUACGGCUGCCCCAGGUGACUUCGUCCCUGAGGGGAUGUCGGUGAUCAUGCCAUGGGUGUUGGAUAUCCCUCUUCCUCUCGUCCGUUCUCUGCCCUUCCCUCUGGCACCUUGGAGGAAACGGUGUUCCACAUCGAGGGCUUCCCUGAGAAUUUCCCGGGCAUUGGCAAGAAGAGUGCUGAUUUGGCCAAGCAGCUCACCAAGGAAGAGAUUGCGGCCUUGUCUUCCAAGCUGCAGACGGGAGUUUUGGACAAGAUCGGCGGUAGAGCGGGUGUUGGAGGUAUACCAAAUCUACAAGCGCCAGAUUGCCCAAGAGAAGAUGUUGGCCGCACCCUUCAGCAAAGCCAGAGCUGGUGUAGGCCAUGGCAGCCUUGGGCAGCUCGACCCGGGCAGUACCACCACCAUGCUCAUGUGCCCUAGCUGCUUUUCCGACUGGCAGCGGCCCGACAAUAAGGUGCAGGGCAAGUGCAAGCUGUGCCAGAAGAAUGUCAUCGCGGUGGACAAGGGCCCCCCGUCGGCUGAGAUUAAGUUGGGUUUGGCCUCGUAG